UCAUCAGCAUCAUCCUCCUCCUUCCGCCACCCACCGCCGCCUACUUCGGCUUGACCGGGAAAGAAGCUCUGACCCACUUCCCAUCCCUGGGACCCUCCACAAACGCUGCCCAGGGGAAGGUGCACAUGAAGCAGUGUGACUUGCUGAAGCUGUCCCGCAAGCAGAAGAGGCUGUGCCGGAGGGAGCCUGGCUUGGCAGAGACCUUGCGGGAUGCCAUCCGGCUCGGAGUCAUGGAGUGCCAGUACCAGUUCCGCAGUGAGCGCUGGAACUGCAGCCUGGAGGGACGGACCAGCCUGCUGAAGCGAGGUUUUAAGGAGACUGCCUUCCUCUACGCCGUAUCCUCUGCUGCUCUCACCCACUCCUUGGCCAGAGCGUGCAGUGCUGGGCGCAUGGAGCGCUGCACCUGCGAUGACUCCCCAGACCUGGAGAAUCGCAAGGCCUGGCAAUGGGGAGUCUGUGGAGACAACCUCAAAUACAGCACCAAGUUCCUGAAGAAGUUCUUGGGGCAGAAGAGGAUUGGCAAAGACCUGCGGGCCAAGGUGGACAUCCACAACACCAACGUCGGCAUCAAGGCUGUGAAAAAUGGUCUCAAAACCACAUGCAAGUGCCACGGUGUCUCUGGCUCAUGUGCUGUCCGGACAUGCUGGAAGCAGCUUUCUCCUUUCCAUGAGAUUGGGCGACUGCUGAAGCUGCGCUACGAUGAUGCCGUCAAGGUCUUCAGCACCACCAACGAUGCUGUGGGACACUCGGAGCUGGCUGGCCCCCAGAGACACAGCCAUUCGCCCAAGCACCCUGCUUCACCCCGCUCUACUGACCUGGUGUAUGUGGAAGAUUCCCCUAGUUUCUGUCGUCCCAGCAAAUACUCCUUGGGAACUGCUGGGAGGACCUGCUCUCGGGAAGGCAACUGUGACAGCAUGUGCUGUGGACGAGGCUAUAACACCCAGAGCCGGCUGGUUACCUUCUCUUGCCACUGUCAAGUGCAGUGGUGUUGCUAUGUUGAAUGCCAGCAGUGCAUGCAGGAAGAGGUUGUCUACAGCUGCAAGCAGUAAAGACAGUGCUAGAGGGUCAAGGCAAGUCCUAGAGCACAAGGAAGCAGUAGGGAGGGAGAGAUGUGAUUCUCUGCUGUGGGGUGAGGGCAAAGGCAAGCACCAAAAAUGUCCAGUGCUCCUGUUAUCUCAAUGUUGAGAUCCUCCAGUCUGGGGAGGACUCCUGUAUGAGGGGUGAAAACCAGAGGUUUUGUGAGCUAUCAGAUCAGGAAGCAGGGUCAGAGAGUGGGGGUAACGUGGGGACAGCAGAAACACUGACGCAGUCAAAAAUACCUCUCUUGAGCUAAAACUUGUACUCUGGUCUGCAGGAACAUCCCCUCCUCCAUCUCUAACUUGUGCUUAUGUAAAUGCAUUGGGGUGGUGAAACUGAAAUUCUGAGAGCUUGAAUUAAGGGGCCACGGAAGGAACUAACCAGAGACUGGAUCCUGAUGUAGCAGAGCCAGCUGCGUUCCUGCACCAAGGCAAAAUGACUCUGGCAGCAGAGAUCUGCAGUGCUGUUCUCUGGCUGCUGGUUGAACCCUUUCUGCUUUGAACUCAAAGACUUGCUGUUGAGUAAUCUCAUCUCGAUGCAAGAAUUAUGCCUCAGAAAUGCCAGUUUACAAACAAACGGAGCUCAUGUCCAUCAUCUCCCAGGUCGAAGUUUGGAUGUGAGACUCCAAGUGCGUGUUAACCACGUUUUAAUCUUGCUGUACACAGGAGACCUGGAAUUGCCUCUGUUACAGUGUAUGUACUGCAGGAACUCAGACGAGGUCUGGGAAGUGACCCCUCUGACGCAUGCUGCCCCGCAGGGAGUUAUUUAUGGUGGUGGAUCCAGGGUGACGGUGCCAAUUCUGCAUCUUUCCCCCUCCCUCCCUUGGCUUGUCCCAGCCAAAACUUUUGGUCUCAUCACCUUUUUGUCUCGUGGGUACCACUCUGCCUGGUGCUCAAGGUGCAUCCCAUCCCACAGUUCUGCCCUGUGCUAAUGACGGGGAACAUUUCUGAAAGGGAAUAAGGAACCACAGGAACUGGGACAGCUUAUAAAUUGCAAGUCACGAGUGAGAAUCUCUGCACAGGGGAGUUAGAUAUAUCGAGAUAACGCAGGCACCUGGCAGGAGAGAAGGUGACCUGGGGGAAAAGAACACAGUCCAUUACACAGAUGUGAUGCCCUGGCUUUGGGCUGUAUUUACCUAGUUCACUUUCAACUGAACAAAACAUAAGCAACCUGUUUUGUUUCUUUUGGCUGUGUCUUGUGAAUGGCAUUCACUGCCCAGCCACCAGGUACACACAGAUUUGUGCAGCACAAACUGGGUGUUGAACUCUAUUACAGUGCUUGGCAAUGUAUUUGCCUGCUCCAGAGCUUGUCCUGGUUAAUCCUAUAGCAGCAGUCAGAGUGCUUUUAUUGUGAAUAGCUCUGGAGUGCCUCUGAGAUAAGAAAGCUGCUGUAUUUACUUGAUGCUGGUAAUGGCUAUAAACCAGCGAGCAGGAUGCCUGUGUGGAGAUGGGCUGGUGCUGGAAAGAAUACUUAGAUCCUUAAACUCAGACCAAAAUUCAUUGGCAAUGUCAUGGAUGAAGAUGCUGGUGUGGGUUGCUUAGAUGGACUCAUCCAUAGGCUGAAUUGGACAAGUUUUCAAGGUGAUCAAGUUCUCCUAACGAGAGGUCAGAUCUCGACUCCAGCUCUUGAGUGUGGAUCUCCAUUCAUUUACUGUGCUUUGGACAAUGACAUUGCAGUGAGGAGUGUGAACUUAUACUCUCUUUGUCUUCACCUUGUUGUCCUUUUGGGUUUUUUUUACAACUAUUUUUGAUUUCUGCUUCAUAAAAGGAUGGAGAAGAACUGUCUCAGAGCAGAUCUAGCCAUUAACUGGCUCUUUAGAGGCCACUACGACCUUCCCUUUGGCUACCUACAGGUCUUUUAAUGGGCUUAUUCCUUUUUAUCCCGUUUCUGGCUCAAGUUAACUUGAACUGGAUUAAAGUGCUUAUGACAGGCAUAGUACUGCAAAUAGGGCUAAUUGGCCUGAUUUUUGUUCUACCUCCUAAAUACCUAAGAACUUAAUAUUGAACAGACCAUUAUUUACAUGUUGGCUUUAAUCCUUUUAGAGUUGAAAUCUUCCCAUGAGUCUCAAUGUUGAGCACUCAAUGAAAAAGCAUCCAAGUAAGUUAAAAUUGGCAUCAUUGGUGACGUGACAAAGGAACUAGCUCUGCUCUACGCUUUUGAUCCCAAGCCAUACGGCUACUGCCUUGUUCCAUCAGAGAGGA
Molecule: messenger RNA, 3278 nt
Organism: Pezoporus flaviventris
Lineage: Eukaryota; Metazoa; Chordata; Aves; Psittaciformes; Psittacidae
Gene: WNT9B
Product: Wnt family member 9B
Exons: 4
Coding region: 126-1049 (307 amino acids)
Biological process (GO): multicellular organism development; neuron differentiation; canonical Wnt signaling pathway
Cellular component (GO): extracellular region
Molecular function (GO): frizzled binding; cytokine activity
Source: RefSeq, a predicted model, not a curated record